Molecule: messenger RNA, 3788 nt
Organism: Cyprinodon tularosa
Lineage: Eukaryota; Metazoa; Chordata; Actinopteri; Cyprinodontiformes; Cyprinodontidae
Gene: lats1
Product: large tumor suppressor kinase 1
Exons: 8
Coding region: 301-3534 (1077 amino acids)
Biological process (GO): peptidyl-serine phosphorylation; G1/S transition of mitotic cell cycle; positive regulation of apoptotic process
Molecular function (GO): ATP binding; protein serine/threonine kinase activity
Source: RefSeq, a predicted model, not a curated record
GUCUGUAGCAGUGUUCACAGGUCCUACUUGCCAUUCAGAUAUCCCAGGAAUUUAACACAAGGAACCUGCUAGCGCGACACAACAAGCACCUUUUGAGUUAGAAACACGGCUUCCAAACAGAGGAGCUGCCGUAACAUUUGCUGGUUAUUGAAACAGGGGAGGUUCUGGAAAAAGCAGAAGCUACAGACUGCGGAGCAGCAUGCAGAUGUGAAGCCAGACAUCAGAGGCACUGAUCAUCAGCUCGGUUCUGGACAGGUGACAUCUUCAUCCUUUUUUUAACGUCCAUAUAAAUGCUUGUACAUGAGGAGAGGAGAGAAACCCGAAGGACACAGGCAGAUGAGACCCAAAACUUUCCCCACCAGCAACUACAGCGGUAACAGCCAGCAGAUGCUGCAGGAAAUCCGGAACAGCCUGCGGAAUUUGUCCAAACCCUCCGACCCUCCUAAAGCGGAGCCCGUAGGACAAGCAAAUAUGCUCCCAGAGGACCCCAGGCAUCAGGGGCGCACCAGCAACCCAAAACACUCCUACCAUAAGGCAUUACAGGAGAUUCGGAAGACCCUGGCGCCUUUUGAAGUGAAUGUUUCAUCUAGUAGUGAUUCUACCACUUCAGGCUCUGAUUUUAAGCAAAUAUCGCUGGAACCAAGUGCUGGGUUUGAGGAGCCCAGCAGCAGCAGCCGCCACGUUGCCUCAGACCAAAUGGUCAAGAUGAAUUACCAGGACUCCAGGGAGCAGAAGGCUGCGGCUAACAACUCUACAGGCCUAAAAGCACCAGGACCUUCUCACAAGCAGCAGGCUGUGCUGAGGAAGCUAAGUUGGAAGGGAUCGAAGGAGUCUCUGGCUCCUCGAUUGGGUCCUCUCAAGGUAGAAGGAAUAAUGUACCGUUCGGACAGCCCUGGACCACCUCCCGUUUACCCACAGGGCCCCUCUGCCAACAGCCAGAGAGUAAACCCUCCACUGCAUCCUCAGAUGCGCAGUGUCACACCUCCACCAAACCGUGGCGGCAUGCCGCCAACAUCCUCUCGGGAAAACAAUCCAUCCAAGCGCUACUCUGGGAACAUGGAGUACGUUGCUCAGCGGAUUUCUCCAGUUCCGCAGCCCGGCUGGCCUGAUGGUUAUCAGAAUCCGUCCCCCCAGAACCAGCGUGGGAUCAGCGCUUCAGGCCACCAGCCCAUCAUCAUGCAAAGCUCUGGUGGAAACAAGUUCACCUUCCCUUCCACUUGGACUCAAAAUGGUCCCACUCAGCCAGAGUACAUACAAGGCGGCAGCAGACAACUGCCUCCCCCUUACCCUGUAAACAGCCGGCAUAGCCCAACGGAGCAGGAGCAGGCUGCGGGACCCACAUCCUCUCCCUCUUAUCUAAAUGGUGGAAACAUCCCUUCGUCAAUGUUGGUUUCAGACCGAAACAGUCACAACCUUGAUAUGUACAACCUGGGUCCUCCACAGCUGUGGUCCCAGGCCCCUCUGUCCUCCAAUCAGCCACAGUCUGCAACCGGUAACAGUAGCAACCAGGACCUGUCCCCGUCGUGGCAACACAACAUGCCGGGUCGCUCCAAAUCUUUCAACAAGCACCAGAUCAACGGUAGCCCUGCUCAUUCAUCCGGCUCCCAGCCUUCUGCCACCACUGUCACUGCUAUCACGCAGGCUCCCAUCCUGCAGCCAGUGAAAAGCAUGCGUGUCCAGAAACCUGAACUACACACUGCUGUCGCUCCUACACACCCACCAUGGAUACAGCAGGUUACCCCAUCCCCGCCUGCACCCGCCUACCCCGAUCCCUCACCUGCUGUACCUCAGAUUGAAGUGCCCAGCUAUCAAGGCCCACCUCCACCGUAUCCUAAGCACCUUCUCCCCACGUCCUCCCCACCGGCAUAUGACUCUGCAGCCACAAAGCAUGGCACAGGCAGAGAGGAGGCUGCGGAGGAGAUCAGCAAUGGGGACAAGGCGGUGGAAAGCGCCGACAGCUCUGCAGCAACUGAGAAGGAGAGGAAGCAGAUCACUACGUCCCCCGUCCCAGUGCGUCGCAACAAGAAGGACGAGGAGCCCAGAGGGGAGUCGGGAAGAAUUAAUCUGUACUCUCCUCAGGCCUUCAAAUUCUUCAUGGAGCAGCAUGUGGAGAACAUCCUGAAGAAUCAUCAGAUGAGGAUCCGGAGGAGGAAGCAGCUAGAAAGUGAGAUGCAGAGGGUGGGUUUGACCUCAGAAGCUCAGGAGCAGAUGCGAAUGAUGCUCUGUCAGAAGGAAUCCAACUACAUCCGUCUUAAGCGUGCCAAAAUGGACAAGUCUAUGUUCAAACGGAUCAAGACGCUCGGCAUCGGAGCUUUUGGGGAGGUUUCCCUGGCGAGGAAAGAGGACACAGGGGCGCUGUACGCUAUGAAGACGCUUCGCAAGAAGGACGUGUUGCUGAGGAACCAAGUGGCUCACGUAAAGGCUGAGAGGGACAUCCUGGCCGAGGCUGACAACGAGUGGGUGGUGCGUCUUUACUACUCCUUCCAGGAUAAGGACAACUUGUACUUCGUCAUGGAGUACAUUCCAGGCGGUGACAUGAUGAGCCUCCUCAUUAGGCUCGGCAUCUUCCAGGAAGAGCUGGCUCAGUUCUACAUCGCAGAGCUCACCUGCGCUUUGGAAAGCGUGCACAAGAUGGGCUUCAUCCACAGAGACAUCAAGCCUGACAACAUCCUGAUAGACAGAGACGGACACAUAAAGCUGACGGACUUUGGCCUCUGCACUGGUUUCCGCUGGACCCACGACUCCAAGUAUUACCAGAGCGGGGAUCAUGUGAGGCAGGACAGCAUGGACUUCAGUAAGGAAUGGGAAGAUCCGGCCAACUGUCGCUGUUCCAAUCGCCUGAAACCCCUGGAGAGGAGGAAGGCCCGGCAGCACCAGCGUUGCCUGGCCCACUCCCUGGUGGGAACGCCUAACUAUAUUGCCCCAGAGGUUCUUCUCAGAACAGGAUACACCCAGCUGUGUGACUGGUGGAGUGUUGGUGUCAUCCUGUAUGAAAUGGUUGUUGGACAGCCUCCAUUCCUGGCAAACACACCCCUGGAGACGCAGAUGAAGGUGAUUAACUGGAAGAGCACGCUGCACAUCCCCCCUCAGUGCAAGCUCAGCCCAGAAGCCUCGGAUCUCAUAGUUAAACUGUGUCGUGGCCCAGAGGACCGCCUUGGGAAGAACGGCGCAGACGAGAUCAAAGCUCAUCCUUUCUUCAAGAGCGUCAACUUCUCCAGCGACCUACGACAGCAGGCGGCUCCCUACAUCCCCACCAUCGCUCACCCCACGGACACCUCCAACUUUGACCCCGUGGAGCCAGAAAAGCUGCGCAGAAGCGACGAUGAGAGCAACCACAACGACACUCUGAGCGGUUGGUUCCGCAACGGGAAGCACCCCGAGCACGCCUUUUAUGAAUUCACCUUCCGGCGCUUCUUCGACGACAACGGACACCCCUACAGCUGCCCCAAACCCAUCGAGUACGAGGGCUGCGACGAGGACGAGGCGGACGGCACGGAUCAGGAGAAACAGGGCAGAGACCUGGUUUAUGUGUAGUUCCUUAUAAACAGAUCUUUUAACGUGAGUGAAGGGAGGUUGCAAGAUAAAGCAUUUAAAACCUGUGAAAAUAGGAAGAAUAUGUCGGAGAAUUCGAACAAAGCAGCACAGUAGCAUUAAACUACAUUGAAAUGUACAAACGAAGAGCUAGCAGAACUUGAUAUCUAGAAAUGGAACUGACCUGGAGUCAGAAAAACUAAAAAGCAUGAUGACAGGAGGAAAGAUGUCUGAAAAGCUUUGAAAUGCCCAAUUAU